Messenger RNA from Closterium sp. Naga37s-1, 867 nucleotides. Lineage: Eukaryota; Viridiplantae; Streptophyta; Zygnematophyceae; Desmidiales; Closteriaceae. The record is from the annotation of a GenBank genome assembly.
AUGCUCGCUGCUUCCCUUCCCGUCGCUCACCUUUCCCCUUCUCGACGCCCACGUUUCCCCUGCCCGUCGCCUAAGUUUCCGCUGCCCGUCGCACGAGCUUACCCUGCCCGCCCCUCGAUUUUUCCCUACUCAUCGCCCCGUCGCCCUCGCUUCCCCUCGUCGCCAUCGCUUCCCUUGCUCGCUGUCCUCCACUCUCCCCUUUUCAUCGCCCUGCCCGUCGCCCUCGCUCCCCCCCCAGGCCCCCGCACCCCCUGCCUGUCGCCUCGCUUCUCCUUGUCGCCCUCCCCUUUCUUGCCCCUUCUACUUACUCCCUUCAAUCCCUCCUCUGACCGCCUUCCUUCUCCCCUGCUUCCCCCCAUCCUCUGCCCUGCUUCCCCGCACCCUUUGCCCAACUUCCCCCAAUCUUUGCCCUGCUUCCCCCCGCCCUCCACCCUGCUCCCCCCCAUCCUCUGCCCUUCCUCCCGUCUCGGCCCUGCUCCCCCCCACCCUCUGCCCUGCUUCCACCCAUCCUCUGCCCUGCUCCCACCACCCCUGCCCUCGACUCCUUUCCCCAUCGCCCCCACUUCACCUUAUAUUGCCCUCGCUUGCCCUCCUGCCGCCCGCCUUGCUCCCCCUUCUUUACCUCUCGCCCUCAUCACAGCAUCUCACGCCCGCAGUGGAACGGCAUGCGCCUGCUCCCUUCCCACCCCCCUCCUUUCAUUCCUUCCUGCCCUCCCUCUCUCAUUCCUUUCUGCCCUCCCUCUCUCUUUCCUUCCUGCCCUCCCACCCUCCCAGUCUCAUUCCUUCCUCCCUUCCCUCUCUUAUUCCGUCCUGCCCGCCCUGUCUCUUUUUUUCUCGCUCUCCCUCUCUCAUUCCUUCCCGCCCUGA